CGGCAGGCGGGGCUUACGCUGGCUCAGCCAAUCACAGCGGCCGGUCCGAAGCGCCCACCAAAACAUUCGAUUUCAAAUUCAAACGGUCGCAGACGGAGCCGGAGGAGUCCCGGCGGAGAACCAGCGGCGCUAAAGAGACCAUGUCCCGCUUACCAGUCAUGACAAGCAAACGGGUCCUUACAAGCAGCAGCAGCUCUGAGAACAGCCAAGACAUGGCACCCGCUCAGAAGAAGCUUCGUAAGGACCCAGAGCCCGUCAAACCACACGCAGCAGCUACAAUCAUCGGUGGCAAGCGUCCUCCUGUUGCUGCGACCAGAGCACCCAUCUCUAGGUCAGUCAGAGCUGUGGGAGCUGCCACUGUGGCUGUUGGUCCUUCCAGAGGUGUCCUGAAACCAUCUGUAGCUUCAGCUGCACCAAAGGGAGGCAACAUGAAACAAACUGCGGCACCCACUGGUACAAAACCAGGUGGUGGUGGUGGUACCAAGCGGCAUGCAUGGGACCUGAAGGGCAAGGUCAGCGACAUGGAGGGAAAGCUCCGUAACUACCAGUCCAAGGUGAAAUCUGUCAACGAGGAGAAUGACAUUCUUAAAGGCACGAUGGUCCAGAGCAAGAUGAGAGUGACCGAAAUGGAGAGGGAGCUGAAGAGGCAGCAGAGCCAGAUCAGUGAGUAUGAGGACGAGUUACAUGCGUUGUCAGGAGUCCGGGACGAGCUGGAGAAAGUCUCCAGUGAUAAAAGUACUCUUCAGAAGGAGCUCUCCAACUUGGAGGGCAAGUACAAAGUCAUGGAGACUCUCCGAGACAGUCAGGAGACAGAGCUGCAAACUCUCACGAUGAAGCUUUCAGUGCUGGAGUUGACUCUAGCCCGCCUGCAGGGGACCCUCAGAGACACAGAGGAAGAGGUGCGCUCUCUCAAAGAGACCGUGGCUGAGCAGAAAGACGAGCUUCAUGCUGGGGAGAUGGAGCGCAGGCGGCUUCACAAUACCAUCCAGGAGCUCAAGGGCAAUAUCAGAGUGUUCUGUAGAGUGCGCCCACUGGUGGACGGAGGCCUCAGCAAGCACAUUCAGCUCCCGACUAGUGACAUCAAGACCAUAACGCUGGCCAAAACAGAGGAGUCUCACACAGGCAAAACUGCAGACACUCAGAAGAAUUACAACUUCAACUUUGAUCGCGUGUUUGGCCCCGGGGCUUCACAGCAGGAGGUCUUUGAAGAGAUCUCUCUGCUGGUGCAGUCAGCACUGGACGGCUACAACGUCUGCUGCUUUGCCUAUGGCCAGACAGGGAGUGGAAAGACGUACACCAUGGAGGGAGACGAGUUUGAUAAGACCAGAGGUGUCAUUCCCAGAGCCGUGCAGCAAAUCUUCAGAGCAGCAGAGAAGCUGGCAACACAGGGCUGGGAGUUCACCUUCACAGCGAGCUUUGUUGAAAUUUACAACGAGACCCUGCGGGACCUCCUCUACACUGGGAAGGCCAGCAAGAGGCCCGAGCAUGAGAUCCGGAAGUCGACCAACAAUGAGGUGACCAUCACCAACCUCACCUACGAGAAGGUCUCCAACGAGGAUCAGGUCCUCGGCCUCAUCGCUUUGGCCAAUCAGAAUCGCUCCACAGCCCAGACGGCCCAGAACGACCGCUCCUCUCGCUCCCAUUCAGUCUUCCAGCUGGAUAUCGAGGGAGUGAAUGCUGGCAGGGAUGUCAAAUGCAAGUCCACUCUGUGCCUGGUGGACUUGGCUGGCAGCGAGCGAAUGCUGAAGAGUCAGUCUCAGGGUGAACGCUUCAAAGAGAUGACGGCCAUCAACGGCUCCCUGUCCAACCUGGGCAUCGUCAUCAGCGCGCUGGCCAACAAGGAGAGCUACGUUCCGUACAGGAACUCCAAGCUUACCUACCUUCUGCAGGGCUGCUUGGGAGGAAACAGCAAAACCCUGAUGUUUGUGAACAUCGCCCCGGAGUCAGACAGUUUUGGGGAAACCCUCAACUCCUUGAGGUUCGCCAGCAAGGUGAACGACUGUGUAAUUGGGACUGCGAGUGCCAACAGGAAGUAGUGCGGCGUGCUUAAAAGAAACUCUAUUCUUACCUUUUUUAUUAUUAUUAUUAUUACGGUCACAACAUGAAAUGUUCAGUGUAAUUGUUUCCAGUAGCUUGUACUUUCACAUUGUGCUGUUUGACACACGCUUUGGUGCCAACCAGUAAAAACCAAAACAUCUGUUUGUAUAUUCUCAGGACUUUGAUCACUAAUACAAGCUUUUAAACAUUUUUAUGCCUCUGUGUAAAUCAAGUGUAUGUGUACAUACGCGUUAUUCUAUCCAGAUUUUUCUUUCUUUUUAAAUGCAUGAUCGGCCUCUUGACUUAUGAUCUAACAGACAUUUAAUCUCUUUAUUCAUUUACGCAUGUUUAAGUGUGUUACAUAUACUUGUAGUGCAAUUAAACUCAUACUGUCAUUUUUGUUUAGUUUUUUCUUUGGAUCUGUGUUCGAAGGUGUGUUUGUUUUUGUGCUCACCUCUGGCCCAACAUAAUAAAGACAUUCAGUGGCUGAGCUACUGACUGCAUA
Molecule: messenger RNA, 2542 nt
Organism: Larimichthys crocea (large yellow croaker)
Lineage: Eukaryota; Metazoa; Chordata; Actinopteri; Sciaenidae
Gene: kifc1
Product: kinesin family member C1
Exons: 17
Coding region: 141-2036 (631 amino acids)
Biological process (GO): microtubule-based movement
Molecular function (GO): ATP binding; microtubule binding; microtubule motor activity
Source: RefSeq, a predicted model, not a curated record